Messenger RNA from Pseudophryne corroboree (corroboree frog), 4191 nucleotides. RefSeq lists its product as uncharacterized. The record is from RefSeq and is a predicted model, not a curated record. NCBI's taxonomy places the organism in Eukaryota, Metazoa, Chordata, Amphibia, Anura, Myobatrachidae. Gene Ontology annotation, molecular function: zinc ion binding. Bases 89 to 2029 code for a protein of 646 amino acids. The transcript is spliced from 3 exons.
AAAAAUCUUAUUGUGUGAUUUCCACCGUGAGAAAGCUUGGGUGGAGUGGCUGAACAAAAAGGAUCAUGGUGCACGCAGUUCUCGUAACAUGGUCUUGAAAAUGCUUCGAAAUAUUGCACGUGCCACGAACAUGGAAGAACAUAUCAGUGCUAUUAGGACUUUAGAAGAGAGUGCAAUUUGGAACAAAAACGACGCUUUAAAGCAAUGGUUCUCCAAAAAAUGGAUGCCAGAAAUACAGAAAUGGGCACAUGUUUACCGGACUGGGCUUUUAAAUUUUGGCAUAAAUACAAACAAUGGCCUUGAACGUCAGCAUGAGGUUUUGAAAUAUAAUUAUUUAGAUGGCUAUAAGAACUGCACCCUUUCAGAAAUGAUUACAGUGCUUCAUCGGAAUUUUUUCCCUAGCACAUACAGAAAGUAUGUGGAGUCAAAUUUGAAAUGUUCUCAAUAUUAUCGAAAGUACAGUGAAGAUGUACCAAAAUUUUUAUGGAACCGUCCAAGGGAUUUUAUUAAAAAAGUCAUGAAAAAAAUGACAAGCAACCUGGAUGAAUCGGACAUUAUCUGCAUUAAUUCUGAGAGUGGUGCCUUUAAAGUUAGCAGUGAGACUACAAAAGGACUGUCCUAUGAUGUAGUUUUAACAGGUGUGCCUCCAAUGUGCACAUGCCUGUACUGGAAAAAUUACUUUCUUCCUUGUAAACAUAUGUGCUGUAUUUUUAAGUAUGUAGAUGGCUGGGGGUGGGAUACAUUGAAUAGUUCCUACAGGAAUAAUCCUCUUUUCAUUCUGGACACUGAUAUUCUGGAGAUAAAAACUGAGCAUGACGAAAAUUCCCAUGAAAAAUUGACAAAACCUUUUAUAGAUAUCGCACAAAUGCACAACUUUGAAGAGUUACCACCACGUAGAAGAACAAAGCGAACAACAUUGAUUAGAUCGUACGCACAAACUGUGAAACAAUUGACAGAUUUAGUGUAUCUAAUUCAUGACAACUCCCACAUUGAGACAUUGAUCAGUUCUGUGCAGAAUUUAGUCGAGGCUUCAAAAUUAAAGGUUCCAAAAGAAAGUGGCCUACCAUUAAUUGAAACACCCAAAAAAAAAAUACAACUGACUGAGAAAUAUGAGCCACUUCCUAAAAGAGUUUAUGGAAAACCAAAACAACCUGCAUCACAUAGAGUUGGGGAAAAGGCUGAGCUUUUAAGACAAGAUGUUUGGCAAUCCGUAGAUUGCAAUGCAGAAAAUUAUGAAAUGAAAGAUGCAUGUGAAGAGAAUAUUCAGAAUAAAGACGACACAUGGGUUACAAUUAAUGGCAUCAGGUUAACAUAUAAUGAUAGAGACAUAAUAGCCAAUGGUGAGUGGUUAGAUGACAAUAUAAUCAAUGCUUGUCAGCAUCUUCUUUCUCAAAAGUUUCCUUCGGUGGGUGGUCUCUGUGACACCCUGCUAGUGGCACACAAUGCUACUGCUAGUGCUAAAGUUGAUAAUGUCAUACAAAUCCACCAUUUGGGUGAUCACUGGGUUGUGUCACAUUGUUCAGAAUCAGUAGUAAAUGUUUAUGACUCCAUGAAACCAAUUCAAAUUGCAAACACACUUAAAAUGCAAAUGACAAAAAUGUACGCUCCAUUGUUUUCUGGUGAAAACUCAACACUGGAUGUGAAUUUCAAAUGUUGUCAGAAACAACGUGGCUGUAACGACUGUGGUUUAUUUUCCAUUGCCAAUGCAGUGUCUCUGGCAAAUGACAUUAGUUUAAAUACUAUUCAAUUUGACCAAUGGGAGAUGAGAAAUCAUUUAAUAAAGUGCAUUGAACGACAAGAAAUUUCAAUGUUUCCACAUGUAAAUAAGUCAAUUAAAAUGACUACAAAAAAGAUAAAAAUGACAACUUUCUGUGUAUGCAAAAUGCACAAUGAAAAAAAAAUGAUGAUUGAAUGCACAAGCUGUAGAAUGUGGUUCCAUUUGGAUUGUGUUGGGCUUCAGUCACAUGAUAAAUGUAUUACAACUAGAAGAAGAUAUUUCUGUCCAGAGUGUACAAAAAUUAAGAAAUAAUUUUGGAGUUAAAGAUAAAACAAAACAAAACUAGAGUUUAAAUACAAAUAAAGAACAGAUAGUAUGGGCUCAGUAUCUGCAAGUGUUCCCACUAUUAUGAACAUUUAUGACUAGCAGUCAACCUGUAAACUUAAAUAAUCCUACUUGGGUUACAUGGGUUUUAUGUACACCUACUACUAAUGCUAACUGUACUUUUACUAUACAACCAGUGUGAUAGCACCUAACUGAUAUCACAGUAGCAUAUUAUUAUUAUUUUUUUGGGGUGGUUGAGGUGUCUGUAUACCAGGCACACGCACAGUUGCAAGCAGAAUGUAAACUUUUAGUUUUAACACAAAACAUGAUGUUAAUUUAAAGAUAAUGUUAAGGUGUUAAUGUUAACUAUUUUAAUUAUAAUACUUCACUAAAUUACAGUAUGACACUAAACAGUGAUGCACAUGCCAAGCUUAAAAAUUAAUACACAUGCAAAAUGGAAGAAUAUUGUCUCUAAUGUAGUAUAUUGUAAUUAAGGCUGUGUGGAUGCAGAGACCAACAUAAAAGUGUGCUCUCUGCAAAAGUUGCUAAUCAUAACAGUUGCUGCAUUUGAAGAAUAUUCCACUUUCUCUACUGUUUGUGGGGAGAGCUGGUGGGUGCAUUUUGUCCGCUUUUGUGUACUGGUGACUGUCCCUCUGCGUUGAGCAUUACUGUGUAUCCGUUCAUUGCACACACUGGGUGAUCACGCAGGGUGCCAAGACUUCAGGGCUCUUUUUUUUUUAAAGAACCCAAUUAUGUCUAGAGAUGAAUCAGGCAGCCACGUGUAUUGGCGUAUUGACUUCAGGGAUAUGAUUGGAAUUCCUAUAGCAGCUAGCACUUUAAUACCAUGAUGUUCUGAUGUCACAUUAUGAGUGGAAGACCUGGUUCCCAUGGUUAGUUGACAUUGCCUGUUCUUGAAAUUAAUCGUCUGGACAUAGGCACAGAAUCAGCUUGGAUCGCAAAAGCAAAAUUUUUCUGUAACUGCCAAAACCAUGAGCACUAAAGGUGUGGUAGAUGUAACAUGUACAGAGAGAGUUAGAUUUGGGUGGCUUAUAUUGUUUCUGUGCAGGGUAAAUACUGGCUGCUUUAUUUUUACACAGCAAUUUAGGUUUCAGUUAGAACACCACACACCACACCCAAAUAUAACUCUCUCUGCACAGGUUAUAUCAACAACACUUGCAGUGCACCUGGUUUUGUGCAUUAGAGAACGUUUUUGAUUUUGUGAUCCAUGCAGAUUAAGGGCCAUGGUCUUGUAAAUUAGUAACAUAUGCUGAAAAUUUUCAUCUUGUGUAGGUUCUAGUAUAUGUUAAGUGCAUAUUAUGUUUAUAACCUGAAAUUAUUUCUGGUACUUGAUUUAAGGAAGUUUAAAGACCAUGAGUGGGUCGAUGCUUUUAAAUGAUCAUAUACAUUACUGAAUACCAGAUGUAUCUUGGUUAUGAUCACUGAACCUUGUAAAGGCAGAGACAGAAAAUUUCAAUACAAUAAUAGUUUCGUAUGGUGUCUUCCUAUGUAUUAGGUGCGUAUUAUAUGUGAUCUAAUUUUAUUAUAUUCUCAAUAUGUGACUUCAUCAGUUGUGGGUUUCUUAUCCCAUUAUAGAACGCUACCUUUAUUAUCUUUGCUGAGGACAAUAGGUUCAUUGGUUUUCAGUUUAUAUAUACAUACGUUACUCUUUAUUGAUUUAUCAUAAUUGCCCACCUACAAUUUAAUUUUAAGUGCUUAAUCACUCUUAAUCUCUGUCCUCUGGGAUCACUACUAUGUACUACUGUGAAGUGGUGGGAUAGGCUAUGCAUGUCUAAUCCUGUGUUUAAUAUUGCUGAUGUGUUCAGCAGUACGGAUAUUCAGCUUCCUGACGAGGCGUCCCAUGUACUUUUGCUCUCAUGGGCAUUCAGCGAUAUGACAUCUUGGCUUUCACAUUAUUAUGUGUUCCUUUUUAAGUUGUAUAUCUUAUUGGUCGUAUUGUUGUUUGAAGGUAUGUAACUUUGGUCGUGGUAGUAGUUGAUUUGCAUGUGAUACAGGUGAUGCAAUUGUAGACUAUACCUGUUUGUGGUAUAUGUGCUAGGGAGGGGCCUUAGACUGCACACCUAUAGCUGCCAGUAAUGUGAGGUGCUACCUACUGAGACUUCUGUUCUACAGAAGAAAAAGGGGGUGUUGUA